Messenger RNA from Ylistrum balloti, 363 nucleotides. Its product is annotated as ctenidin-1-like. The transcript has a single exon. Lineage: Eukaryota; Metazoa; Mollusca; Bivalvia; Pectinida; Pectinidae. Bases 1 to 363 code for a protein of 120 amino acids. The record is from RefSeq and is a predicted model, not a curated record.
AUGUUUAACGACAACGGCGAGGAGGAGGAGAGGAGGAGGAGAAAGAGUGGAGGAGAAAGAAGAGGAGGGGGAGGAAGAGGGGGAGGAAGAGGGGGAGGGGAAGGAGGAGGAGAAAGAGGAGGAGGAGGAAGAGGAGGUGGAGAAGGAGAGGAAGGAGGAGGGGAAGCAGGAGGGGAAGGAGGAGGAGAGGAGGUGGAGAUGAGGAGGAGGAGAGGAGGGGAAGGAGGAACAGGAGAGGAGGUGGAGAUGAGGAGGAGGAGGAGAGGAGGGGAAGGAGGAGGGGAAGGAGGAGGAGAGGAGGAGGAGAUCACGGAGGAGGAGGGAAAGGAGGAACAGGGGAGGAGGUGGAGAAGGAGGAGAUGA